Daphnia pulex (common water flea) is the source of this 899-nucleotide messenger RNA. RefSeq names its product methyltransferase-like 26. NCBI's taxonomy places the organism in Eukaryota, Metazoa, Arthropoda, Branchiopoda, Diplostraca, Daphniidae. The record is from RefSeq and is a predicted model, not a curated record. Bases 244 to 879 code for a protein of 211 amino acids. The transcript has 3 exons.
UGAUAAUAGACUCGACCUUUUAUAUUGCGUCCAAUGUAGGUUCAAUGCCAAAAAAGGAUCCAUGCAAAAGAGUAGCUUGUGAAAUUCAGAAGUGUUUACAGGCAUACAAUUAUCAGGAAACAUUUUGUUUGCCAGUAGUGCAACAAAUGAUCCAGUGCUGUAGACAGUGGGAUCAUCUUCAAACUAUUUCAUGUUCUGGGUUUUCUAGCAAAGUUAAAGACGAAAAAAUUGGUCCUCAAGAAAAUGGGCAGCAAUAAUAAGUUAUUUGCUUCAUCUGCAGACCGUAAUAAAGAUCCAAUUUUGGAAAUCUUGCAAAAAAAUCUCCCUUAUGAAGAAAGCAAAGGAUGUAAUCUCUUUUGUUUGGAAAUUUCAUCGGGUACCGGUCAGCAUGUCAUUCACUUUGCCAAGAACUUGCCUUUCAUGACAUUUCAACCAUCAGAGUUUACUCUUUCAAACUUACCGAGUAUUCAAGAGUAUAUAGUAGAAUCAGGAUUAACAAAUAUCUUGUCGCCUUUAGCUAUUGAUAUCACAAGUUCAGUUGAUCGCUGGAAUUUAGCACGACAGAAUUACGAUUUGAUAAUUAAUAUUAAUAUGAUUCAUAUUAGCCCUUGGCAAUGUACAGUGUCACUGUUUGAGAAAGCUAGUAUGCUAUUAAGUUCAAAAGGUGUACUGCUAACUUAUGGACCUUAUGCAUUUCAUGGUAUAAUAAGUCCUGAGAGCAAUAUAAAUUUUGACAGAUCCUUGAAAGCUCGAGAUCAGCAAUGGGGUUUGAGAGACAUUGAUGAUCUAAAAAGAGUAGCAAGUGAAUAUGGGUUAAAACUAGAGAAAAUAGAAGAUAUGCCAUCCAACAACAAAACCUUAAUUUGGAAAAGAAUUUAAAUAAAUGUAUAAAAUAAUAA